CAUACACUCACCCAGUCACUGUUCAUUGGGGUUGUGAAUUGAAGAAAGGCAAGACUACCAACUUUCCACAGGACAUUGAGAAUGAAGGUAUGAUAAAGGUUUAUAAUGUAGUACAGAAUUUUUUUCAUUUAAACUUUUUAACUUGAACCUGUUUUGAUAUUUUCUAUAGUUUAUGCUGCCUUUAAAACAACUGGGAACUCGGAAAUCUCCGACAUCGGUGCGUUCAAACAACUGGGGACUCAUGAAAAAAACGUGCUCCAAUGGGGAAAAAAUCGAUUUGAACAGUCGCCUCUUUCUAGAGCGACCUGAAGACUGCCGACGUUAUGAUUUGACCUCGUAUUUUUCCGAGUUCGUAGUUGUGAACGCGGCAUUAACAUUUGUGCUGUUGGAUGAAACCGUUCUUACGUAAAUAUGUAUGUGUAAAUAUAUAUGGCGUGGUUUAGAUGUAGUGAAAUUGUUUAUCCACUAACUGCAGAGGGAAUUACACUAAUUGUUGCACAACUUGAAAGACGUGACAUGCCAUUAUUUUCUGUGCCAAGGGUCCGAGAAGGAUGGCAAUACUAGUCCUGUCAAUCUUCCUUUUGCUCCCAGUAAUUUCUGAAGGUGAGUUCCUAUUUGAUAAUACGGCAUUAAAGGGGAAAUCUGAUUGCAACUUCAAUUUUUGACUUUCACAUUGAUAUACCCAUUGAAUAUGACUUGUAUACACUGAGUGUAAUAACUAGGAACAUGCGCUUUCCAUGAUAGACUGACCAGGCGAAGGCUAUUAUCCCUUAUUGAUGACACCUGCAAAAUCCACUUCAAUCAGUGUCGACAAAGGGGAGGAGAUGCGUUAAAGAAGGAUUUUAAAGCCUUGAGACGUGAAUGUGUGCCAUUCAGAAGGUGAAUGGGCAAGAUAAGAGAUUUGUGUCUUUUGAAUUGGGUAUGGUAGUAGGUGCCAGGCGCACCAGUUUGUGUCAAGAACUGCAACACUGCUGAGUUUUUCAAGCUCAACCGUUUCCCGAGUGUAUCAAGAAUGGUCCACCACCCAAUGGACAUCCAGCCAACUUGACACAACUGGGAUGUAUUGACGUCAACAUGGGCCAGCAUCCCUGUGCCACACUUGACACCUUGUAGUUCAUGCCCUGACGAAUUGAGGCUGUUCUGAGGGCAAAAGGGACUCCAUAUUAGGAAGGUGUUCCUUAUGUUUUGUUCGCUGUGUAUAAGCUUAGUUCAAGUGUCGUACCACAUCAGAACCCAAAUGAUUGUUCCACUCCAAUGUUUGUAAACAAUGCAAUUGUAAUAAAACACUAUGUAGCCUCAACAUGGUCAAUACUAUAAUUUUAAUUUCGUGGAUGGUCAGUCCCUACAUCCAUAGCUCUGUCUGAAUUUGAGUGGUUACAUUUCUCCAGCCCCAUCCCUCAGCUGUUUACCAGAACAGCGGUGGGGUGCCACUUUAUUGUUUGAAUUGCAGAUUGCCCCUUUAAGGACAGAUUGUAUAGUCAUUUUCUAUUGAGUGGUUAGAAGGUUGGGAGUUGGGUCAUUGUUCACUCUAUGUACUUUUCUGUGUUGAAUGUUGGUCUUAGUGCAGGGGUGGCUUUUGUACUGUCAGUGCAGAGAUGUCAUCUCUCAAGUUCUUUGCCAUGGUUUGUUCCAAAGUUUCACAUUCUUUUGUUACCAACAGGACAAUAUGGAGCUAGAUGUGAAGUUAUCCCAAAAGACCCAUACAUUGAAUUUGGCUCCGACAUUAAGAUUAUGUUUAAGAAGACAUGCAACGAGAGAAUCUCAGACAGCCACGGCAAAAUCUAUUGGACGAUAAACAACAAGAGCAUAGACGAGAGCCUCUAUGAAACUAACUCCUCCGUUGCUGCGGUGACAAUCUACAAUGUAUCCCUUCCAAAAGCAAUAGUACAAUGUCACAGCCAUUCAACUAAGCAAGUCUUGGGUGGUACCAUCAUACAGACAUACCGUACGUACCUACUUACAUUGUCUGUGUGCGUUACCUUCAGUAAAUCAACGUUAUUAUCAUGGAAUCUGGGGAAUGAAUCUUACCGUGAGAAUAAAUCAUGUCCUUACAUUUUUUUCAACAGGGAAACCCAGAAACAUAUCAUGUGUCACGUAUAUCUCAAAACAUUUUACAUGUCACUGGGAGCACAAGAUCAAACCCACAUCGAAAAUAACAUAUACCGUUUAUAGGGAAUGGUGAGUUCUGACUCAAAGACCUACUGCUUUUAUUUUUUACAUAUCUAUUUACUUAACACUUAUUUUUCUUAAAACCCUAUUGUUGGUAAAAGUGCUUUCUGUUUUCACUUCUCUUUUUGUGUAGGGAAAUAAGACAAGACGAAUGGAAGAGGGAUAAUUGUAGUUCUGGAAGCACGUCAUGCACUUUUAAUAGCCUGCCGAUACUUUCAAAGCUAAAUUACAUCACUGUGCGAGCUGAAAGCACAGUUUGGGAGACAAUCUCCGACACACUGGAACUGUAUCCCUGGGAUACAGGUAUGUAAUCAGAACGCAAAGCUUUGACUCUCUGGAGCAGUUUGCAAUCAAAUAAUGUUAUAUAUAAGUUGUGUGUGUCCACCAUUCAAAGCAAAUGAAAUGACAGACAUACCAGUGGAUAAUUGGAUUGCUGUCCAUCUUAAAGCUCAAUGUCCUUACACCAGUAUUUCUUUAUCUAUUGCAUUGUUUGUGUAAUUGAGUUCUGACAUUACUUACCCAACCUGACAUUACUUACCCAACCUGACAUUACUUACCCAACCUGACAAUACUUACCCAACCUGACAUUACUCACCCAACCUGACAUUACUCACCCAACCUGACAUUACUCACCCAACCUGACAUUACUUACCCAACCUGACAUUACUACCCAACCUGACAAUACUUACCACCUGACAUUACUUACCCAACCUGACAUACUCACCCAACCUGACAUUACUUACCAACCUGACAGUUACUCACCCAACCUGAAAUUACUCACCCAACCUGACAAUACUUACCCAACCUGACAUUACUCACCCAACCUGGACAUUACUCACCCAACCUGACAUUACUCACCCAACCUGACAUUACUUACCCAACCUGACAUUACUCACCCAACCUGACAUUACUCCCACCUGAAACCAUACUUACCCAACCUGACAUUACUUACCCAACCUGACAUUACUCACCCAACCUGACAUUACUACCCAACCUGACAAUUACUUACCCAACCUGACAUACUCACCCAACCUGACAUUACUCACCCAACCUGACAUUACUACCCAACCUGACAUUACUCACCCAACCUGACAUUACUUACCCAACCUGACAUUACUCACCCAACCUGACAUUACUUACCCAACCUGACAUUACUUCACCCAACCUGACAUUACUUACCCAACCUGACAUUACUUACCCAACCUGACAUUACUCACCCAACCUGACAUUACUCACCCAACCUGACAAUACUUACCCAACCUGACAUUACUCACCCAACCUGACAUUACUCACCCAACCUGACAUUACUUACCCAACCUGACAUUACUCACCCAACCUGACAUUACUCACCCAACCUGACAUUACUCACCCAACCUGACAUUACUCACCCAACCUGACAUUACUACCCACCUGCAUUACUCCCAACCUGACAUUACUACCCAACCUGACAUUACAUUACUCACCAACCUGACAUUACUCACCCAACCUGACAUUACUCACCCAACCUGACAUUACUCACCCAACCUGACAUUACUCACCCAACCUGACAUUACUUACCCAACCUGACAUUACUCACCCAACCUGACAUUACUUACCCAACCUGACAUUACUUACCCAACCUGACAUUACUCACCCAACCUGACAUUACUCACCCAACCUGACAUUACUUACCCAACCUGACAUUACUCACCCAACCUGACAUUACUUACCCAACCUGACAUUACUCACCCAACCUGACAUUACUUACCCAACCUGACAUUACUUAACCCAACCUGACAUUACUCACCCAACCUGACAUUACUCACCCAACCUGACAUUACUUACCCAACCUGACAUUACUCACCCAACCUGACAUUACUUAACCCAACCUGACAUUACUCACCCAACCUGACAUUACUUUACCCAACCUGACAUUACUUACCCAACACUGACAUUACUCACCCAACCUGACAUUACUACCCAACCUGACAUUACUUACCCAACCUGACAUUACUUACCCAACCUGACAUUACUCACCCAACCUGACAUUACUUAACCCAACCUGACAUUACUUACCCAACCUGACAUUACUCACCCAACCUGACAUUACUCACCCAACCUGACAUUACUUACCCAACCUGACAUUACUACCCAACCUGACAUUACUACCCAACCGCAAACCUGACAUUACUUACCCAACCUGACAUUACUUACCCAACCUGACAUUACACGUACUCCCCACCCAAACCCAACCUGACAUACUUACCCCUAAACCUGACAUUACUUACCCAACCUGACAAUACUUACCCAACCUGACAUUACUCACCCAACCUGACAUUACUCACCCAAACCUGACAUUAUUACCCAACCUGACAAUUAACUCACCCAACCUGACAUUACUCACCCAACCUGACAUUACUCACCCAACCUGACAUUACUCACCCAACCUGACAUUACUCACCCAACCUGACAUUACUACCCAACCUGACAUUACUCACCCAACCUGACAUUACUUACCCAACCUGACAUUACUUACCCAACCUGACAUUACUACCCCAACCUGACAUUACUCACCCACACUGACAUUACUACCCAACCUGACAUUACUUACCCAACCUGACAUUACUUACCCAACCUGACAUUACUACCCAACCUGACAUUACUACCCAACCUGACAUUACUCACCAACCUGACAUUACUCACCCAACCUGACAUUACUACCACCUGACAUACUCACCCACCUGACAUUACUACACCUGACAUACUCACCAACCUGACAUUACUUACCCAACCUGACAUUACUCACCCAACCUGACAUUACUUACCCAACCUGACAUUACUUACCCAACCUGACAAUACUUACCCAACCUGACAAUACUUACCCAACCUGACAUUACUUACCCAACCUGACAUUACUUACCCAACCUGACAUUACUUACCCAACCUGACAUUACUCACCCAACCUGACAAUACUCACCCAACCUGACAAUACUUACCCAACCUGACAUUACUUACCCAACCUGACAUUACUCACCAACCUGACAUUACUCACCCAACCUGACAUUACUCACCCAACCUGACAUUACUUACCCAACCUGACAUUACUUACCCUGUUUUUCAAGUGAAAAUUGACCCUCCAACGAAUGUGCUGGUGGUUCCUCUCCCUGCUAGUCUAAGGAUUGAAUGGGAAAAUCCAGGCACAGACUAUCCUGACCAGGUCACACACUGUCAAGUCCAAUAUGGCAAGGUACACCGCUCAUUUAUUAAAUGUUAUGUUGUCUGUGUGUUGUUUGUUGCUCGGUGCAAUGUGCUAUUUUCCCGGACUAGUCGAAGUUAACGUGACUGUUUGUUUUUGCCACUCAUAUCUUUGUUUCUUCUCUCUGUGUAAAUGUCCAGCAUGUAAUGGAUACAUCUAUGAACACAGGGGCCACGACUGCCUCUGUCACUUCUGCAGAAGUGGAGCCAUGCACCAACCACACAGUGUCUGUCCGCUGUGCUUUAGAAAAGGCCCCUUGGAGUGAAUGGAGCAGGCAGGUGACAGUUCUGUCCUCUCUCAACGGUAAGAAAACAUAAAGCCCCAGUAAAUCACAAUCGCUGUAUAGGUUUUCAGGAGAAGUAAAAAAAUAUAUAUAUAUUUUCAGAAUGCAUGUUUGAAGUGAUGGGUAUAAGUCAGGGCCUGUAUUAAUAAAACAUCUCAGAGUACUGAUCCAGGAUCAGGUCCCCCCUUGUCCAUGUAAUCUUAUUCAUUAUGCUCUAAAAGGCUAAAUGUGGCCUAGAUCAGCACUCUUACUCUGAGAUGCUAUGACGUCUCUACUGUCUGUUUUUGUUUUUCACUGUUAACAUUUUGUUAUUGCAGACAUGAAUUUGAAUGCACAUAUUUGCUGUACUUGAAGAAUGAGGCGUUAGACUUUGAUUGAAUAGCACGCAAUGGUCUGUGUGUUUGUCAUGCACCCUUAUCAAACGUUAUCAUGUUUUUGGUUUUUUGCUGUAAGCUUCCUCACGUUAUCGUCUGGCACGGUUUGAUAGGGAUAAGCAAUGUGGCUGAAACAAUUUCGCCAUCCCAGUUGUCUCAUUCGAUGAGUAAUAAUAGGAAGGAUGCAUUUUGAAAGUGUUUUAAACGGAGCUGUGGUCUGUGUCUAGGUGGAGCACAGGACUUGUGAAAUGGGUUGUGGUGAGAGACAUUGUGAACUAAUCACUCAUUAUGUUUUUUGGAACACAUUAGUCAGCCACAGUAUGCUUUCAGUUUCAGCCUUAAUAUUGAAUACUAGGUUUCAGUUUGUCUUAGUAUUGAAUGUUCACUACACCUUCUCCUACAGUACAUCACAAAAUGACUUGUAACAUUGUGAUGCUUUUUGAAAGAGGCCUAAAUUCAAAAAUCAAAGGUUCAAUUGGAACAUGUGGUUAUUAUAACUAGGCUAAACUGUAUGUAUUCUAUGUCAACAGUGAGCACAGUGCAGUUGGACCUGUGGAGGAAGAUGGAUGCACCAGACGACACUGGGACUAGAACAGUGCACCUGAUGUGGAAGGUAGGGAGGCUAGAGAAGGAAUGUAUAGCACUUUACAUAAUCAACAUUAUACCACUCUCUUGUUCUGUAUUGGUUAGUCACUACCAAGGGUCUCCAGCUCUGGUUCUGGGUAGCUACAGUGUACAUGGACUGUUGUUCCAGUCCACCACUAACACAUCUGAUUCUACAAAUCAAAAUGUCAUCGAAACCUUGAAGCAGGUAUGUUAGUGCUGGGUUGAAACUACAACCUUCUCACCCAGUACCUCCCCAGCACCACAGUUGGAGACCUUUGGUCUAAAGCUUUUCAAAGCUGUGUAACUCUAACAAGAGUUUCCUUCCUCAAAACUAGGGUUGCAAAACUACCACCAAUUUACCAGGGUAAUCUAUGGCAAUCUAUGGUACCUUUUUGGUAAUUUAUACUUGAAUAACUUUUGAAAACCUGUAUUCAUAUAUAGUAUUCAUUUUUUAUACAUUGUCCAUGAGUUUCUAGUGGAUAGACCAUAUGGUUCAAGAGGAAAUAGCCUAAUUAAUGAAAAACGCAUCUAAUCAACAUUGGCAUUAUUUUCAGUUAACUCUGCAACACUUCCAACUAUUGACUUUUUUCACCAUUGCCACCAGUUUGGCGCCAAAACAUUUACAACAAAUACAUACUAUUUUUGUAUUUUAUUUAUUUAACCUUUAUUUAACUAGGCAAGUCAAUUAAGAACAAAUUCUUAUUUACAAUAAAUACGUGUUUAAAUAACGUAAACAAAGGAUGGUUUAUAUGUAGGAUAAUGUUUUACAGCUUCGUCAUUCCAUUUAAAAAAAAAUCAUAUUUUAAUUAUUUUAUAUAUUUUAUGUGAUAAGGCCACACAGAGGGCUAGAGAUCAUUAGACACCUGUGAUAAUCUGAAGUACCCAAAAAGGCCACUAGAUAUCAUGUGAUAAAUUCCUUGAGAAACAGGAAAAAGUCUUGGCACACUUCCAGUCAGAUGCACAUUUAUUUAAUUGUAGCUGAGCUUUCGGUCAGUCGACCUUCAUCAGGUUGACCGAAAGCUCAGCUAUAAUUCAAAUAAAUGUGCAUCUGUCUGGAAGUGUGCCGAGACUUUUUCCUGUUUCUCUAGUUUAGCCUUUUGCCUCCAGCACCUUCACUAAUCAGCUCUGGGUGUGCGUUAGAUUCUGCCAAUCAUCUACGUGUGAUAAAUUCCAUAACAUACUUUAACUUCACCAAAAUUCUAGUUGCUUAUUGAUAAACAUUGAAAGGUACCAGUAAUAUACCCGCCCUUUGCAACCCUACUAAAAAAUAUGAGUAAAUCUCAAACCAAAUUAUUCUGACCGGGUGUGAUUUAUUUUCUAACUUCGUCUUUUCUUCUUUGUACAGGGCAUCUCCCCUGCAUGCAAGGCCAUCGAUGGAUACAGGCUGACAUACAUGGCUGAUGAAAAGCACAUACCUGACAUACAUUUGGACAGCGUUGUGGAUAAGGCUUCUAUCACUGUGGACCAGCAGGCGUACAGAGUCACUCUCGCUGUCUAUCGUGGUAACACCACAUUUUCUGAACAGUCAAUCUAUGUACCCGCCGUUGGACAAAGUAAGUUGCCAUACUUGACACGUAUUCAAUAUGCAAUUGCCAGUCAUCCAAUUUAGUUGCAUGUGAUUAGCUAGCAGAUAUGAGUCAUAUCUAUCAUGAUAUAUCUAUCUAGUAGUAGAAAGUUAUCACAUUAUCUCACUACUCUUUAUAGUAUAGGCGCUACUACUACACUAAACUCAAUGUUUCAACACAAGCCUCUAACAAUUUAAACGUCUUCUACUAUCAUAAAAAUACGAAUGGACAGCUGAAGAAAGGCAUCGUUUUCCUUUAGAAAAAAUACCUGUUCUAGUUGUGUGUUAUUUACAGUGAGUUUUAUUUAGAAGUGAUUCUAAGCUUCUGUGUGCUACAGUGUCACAUUCAUGAGUUUCUGUGUGUCAGGUCUCCCCCAGGUUAGGGGUGCACAGGCCUCAGCCCAUGACGGUGACAUCCAGGUCAGCUGGGCUGUUCCUCCUCUCCUCUCUGUCCAUGGAUACAUCAUAGACUGGACCACCGAUGGAGAUCCAUACACCUGGCUACAGAGCCAAGACACUCACAUCUCAUUGACUGGUGAGCUUGGAUUCUAAAGAAUGGAUGGAUGGGUGGGUGGAUUGGAUGGGUGGAUGGGUGGGUGGAUUGGAUUUGCAGAUGUUAUCGCAGGUGCAGCGAAAUGCUUGCAUUUCUAGCUACAAUCAGGUAUUACACCUAGCAAUACAAUUGUUUUUAUAUAUAUAUAUGAUGAGCCAUGAGUAGAAUACAGUAUAUACAUAUAAAUUGGGUAAAACAGUAUGUAAACAUUAUUAAAUCAACUGGUAAUAUUGUGUGUAUACAUCCCACAUUAAAUUACCACCACUCCUCCUGUUAUCCCAGUAACCAAUUGGUGAAAUCUACUUUGGGAUGUUUUCAAAAGCUAUUUUUUCCCCUCUCAUAGGCCUGCAGCCUUUUAAACUAUACAACAUCACAGUAACUCCACUCUACGAUGACAAGACAGGACUGGGAAAAGUCAUUCAGAUCUGCUCAAUAGAAAGAGGUAUCGUUCACAUUUUCCCCUCUUUCUUUUGCCCCUUUGGGGUAAUGCUUAUGUAUCUUCAUAUUCUUAUAGAUUCUUAUAUAUUCAAAUUAUUCAACGUUUUAAUUGUAUCUGUCCCCAAAUAAAUUGAUUACUAAAUCAUAUUUUCUUUAUCAACUCAGCUCCAGGGAAUAUAUCCUCCGUUGAUGUACAUGUUCAAGACAAAAGUGCUCAGGUCAACUGGACUGCUGUGCCUCAGAGCCAAUGUAGCAGUGUUGUCAUCAACUAUACUGUGUUCUACAAGACUGAAACACAACCAGAGCUGAGUAAGUCUCCUGAAACAUUGUUUUAACUUUGUUAUAACGGCCUUAUCUUAGCACAUUGGUCACCAUAGCAACACCCACCCGUAGUAUGCGUUCCAGCAGGUAUAUCUCACUGGUCAUCCCCAAAGCCAACACCUCCUUUGGUCGCCAUUCCUUCCAGUUCUCUGCUGCAAAUGACUGGAACGAACUGCAAAAAUCUCUGAAGCUGGAGACACUUAUCUCCCUCACUAUCUUUAAGCAUCAGUUGUCAGAGCAGCUUACCGAUCACUGCAGCCCAUCUGCAAUUAGCCCACCCAACUACCUCAUCCCCAUAUUGUUAUUUAUUUUGUUCAUAUGCACCCCAGUAUCUCUAUUUGCACAUCAUCUUCUGCACAUCUAUCACUCCAGUGUUAAUACUAAAUUAUAAUUGUAAUUAUUUUGCACUAUGGCCUAUUUAUUGCCUUACCUCCAUAACUUACUACAUUUGCACACACUGAAUAUAGAUUUUCUAUUGUGUUUUUGACUGUACGUUUUGUUUAUUCCAUAUGUAACUCUGUAGUUGUUUUCACCAUACUGCUUUGCUUUAUCUUGGCCAGGUCGCAGUUGUAAAUGAGAACUUGUUCUCAACUGGCUUACCUGGUUAAAUAAAGGUGAAAUAAAAUAAAUCAAUAAAUAAAUGUCAACUGUACCGAGGGUCAUGUCCUGUUGUUUUUCCUCCUCUCUCAGACGUGACUGUAAACAGCUGGAAACAGGAAGUGACUUUGGAGCCUCUCCAACCAGGCACCAGAUACAGUGUCCAUGUCAUGGCCAGCGCUGUUACUGGGGCAACCAAUAGCAGCGUCACUCACUUCACCACCAACAGAUACAGUAAGGUCAUGUCUGUAGGCUUCCCCUGCCUCUGAUAGUAACUCAUGGUAACACAGAUUGACACUUUAAAAGUCUCUCUAUGGCACUACACAUUCAUUCCAUGUAUCCGCUUUGACGCACAGGGUUACAGUAACAAAUGUUCUAACCAUAGAAUUACAGUAACUAGAACUGACAUUCAAGUCGAUCUUCCUUGCAGGCUGGACCUGUGGACAUAUAGAGUGCACUCGUCUGUACCAGUCAUAUUGCUGAUCUGAGAGGCUUUGUCUUUUCUAGUGGUUUUAAUUCUAUGGUUCUCUGACAUGUUGCCCCAUCCAUACACUACCGCUCAAUUGUCCAAAAACACUAUUUGCUGUUGUAUUCUCCAUGUCGUUGUUUCAUAGCCAAGGUGUGGUAACAUAAGGAAGUGAAUGGCAGGUUCUUAUAGUAAUGUCUCUGUGUCUGUCCAAUCAGGCUGGACCUUCAUCAUAAUGCUCUGUGUCUUGAGUGGUCUCAGCAUCAUCAUCGUCCUAGUCACUGGACUUUUCUGCGUCAUUCAGUAUGUUCUGCCAUAGAUCUCAGUAUGUUUUAAAGCUGCAGAUUUUCUUCCCUGUAUACGUACAGACAGCAAACGUCUAUGUCCCAAAUGGCUCCCUAUUUAGUGCACUGCUUUUUGACCAGGGCCCAUCACUCACUUCAAGUCAAUUAUGUCCGAAAAGUCAGAUGAUUGAAUGUUCUAUGUAAUGUCUGUUAACUGAUCCCUAGGUGGAACAGGUUUUUGGGGAAGAUGGUGCCAAACCCCGGUCUCAGCUCCUUGGUAUUCUGGUCUUCACAGGAUUGUCAUAAGGUAAACAUGAUAAUGACAUGAUAAUCCUUUUAUAUUGUAUCAUUUCAUCCUCCAACACAUUCCAUUUAGGCCUAUCCUACAGUAUAGACAAUGGAUACUGUAUCGAACAUGUCCUUCCAUUUCACUAGUCUGAAGAAAAGGGAUAUGAUAUCCACUACCGUUCAAAAGUUUGGGGUCACUUAGAAAUGUCAUUUUUUUCGAAAGAAAAGCAAUUUUUUUGUCCAUUUAAAAUAACAUCAAAUUGAUCAGAAAUACAGUGCAGACAUUGUUAAUGUUGUAAAUGGCUAUUGUAGCUGGAAACGGCAGAUUUUUUAUGGAAUAUCUACAUAGGCGUACAGAGGCCCAUUAUCAGCAACCAUCAGUCCUGUGUUCCAAUGGCACGUUGUGUUUGCUAAUCCAAGUUUAUCAUUUUAAAAGGCUAAUUGAUCAUUAGAAAACCCUUUUGCAAGUCUGUUAGCACAGCUGAAAACUGUUGUGCUGAUUAAAGAAGCAAUAAAACGGGCCUUCUUGAGACUAGUUGAGCAUCUGGAGAAUCAGCAAUUGUGGGUUCGAUUACAGGCUCAAAAUGUCCAGAAACAAAUAACUUUCUUCUGAAACUCGUCAGUCUAUUCUUGUUCUGAGAAAUGAAGGCUAUUCCAUGCGAGAAAUUGCCAAGAAACUGAAGAUCUCGUACAACGCUGUGUACUACUCCCUUCACAGAACAGCGCAAACUGGCUCUAACCAGAAAGGUUAGAGGACAAAAUACAUUAGAGUGUCUAGUUUGAGAAACAGGCGCCUCACAGGUCCUCAACUGGCAGCUUCAUUAAAGAGUACCCGCAAAACACCAGUGUCAACGUCAACAGUGAAGAGGUGACUCCGGGAUGCUGACCUUCUAGGCAGAGUUGCAAAGAAAAAGCCAUAUCUCAGACUGGCCAAUAAAAAGAAAAGAUUAAGAUGGGCAGUCUGAGAUAUGGCUUUUUCUUUGCAACUCUGCCUAGAAGGUCAGCAUCCCGGAGUCGCCUCUUCACUGUUGACGUUGAGACUGGUGUUUUGCGGGUACUAUUUAAUGAAGCUGUAUGAAAAUGUAUUUGUCCUUUUGCUCAGUUGUGCACCGGGGCCUCCCACUCUUCUUUCUAUUCUGGUUAGAGACAGUUUGUGCUGUUCUGUGAAGGGAGUAGUACACAGCGUUGUACGAGAUCUUCAGUUUCUUGGCAAUUUCUCACAUGGAAUAGCCUUCAUUUCUCAGAACAAGAAUAGACUGACGAGUUUCAGAAGAAAGUUAUUUGUUUCUGGACAUUUUGAGCCUGUAAUCGAACCCACAAUUGCUGAUUCUCCAGAUGCUCAACUAGUCUCAAGAAGGCCCGUUUUAUUGCUUCUUUAAUCAGCACAACAGUUUUCAGCUGUGCUAACAUAAUUGCAAAAGGGUUUUCUAAUGAUCAAUUAGCCUUUUAAAAUGAUAAACUUGGAUUAGCAAACACAACGUGCCAUUGGAACACAGGACUGAUGGUUGCUGAUAAUGGGCCUCUGUACGCCUAUGUAGAUAUUCCAUUAAAAAUCUGCCGUUUCCAGCUACAAUAGCCAUUUACAACAUUAACUAUGUCUACACUUUAUUUCGGAUCACAUUUCUAAGUGACCCCAAACUUUUGAACGGUAGUGUGCAUUUCAUUCAUUAAGUUUCAACACAAAUCUUACACUUUUAGACCAUUACUUAUGGAUGACACUGUUCAUGUUCCAAAUAGGCACAUUCACCCCCCUUUCUCUACCCUGUAACUAUUUCCCAGGUCAUUGCUGUAAAUGAGAACGUGUUCUCAGUCAACUGACCUGGUAAAAUAAGGGCAAAAUAAAUAGAAUGUUGGUCUUCAUGUUGGCUCAACAGUUUCUGUUAUCCCUACUGUCUUCACAAUUCCUGUCUGGAAACCCACAGAUCCAGCCCUUUAACAACCUGCCUAAACUCGAAACCUUCUGUGAGAGAAUCUACCCUUGUGACGUGAACGCCAUAACAGACGACAUCAUGGGAUCAACCUCUACAGAAGACGAGGACAUACAGGACAAGGGCAACGAGACAGUCUGUGACCAGACAGCGAGAUGGAGCUCUGGCUUCGGUAGCAGGACCUCCUGUGACAGCCAACCCAGAGAGGAGAGCAGUAACCUGGGCCUGGCCCCAACCUGCCUCACUUUACUGGCUCAACAAGACGGAGGAAUCAACCUGGUGGAGUCAACCACCUCUGAGGACUCAUCAUCAGAGCCAUCAGACCUACAGGCCUCCGAGAGCUGUCCCAUCAACUCCUACAGGUUGCAGAGUCCAGGGGAAUGCCCUGUGAGGUUGGGGCUGGGGAGAGGCGAGGCGAUGGUCGGGCGCCACAGAGGAGAGUAGGAGCCUUUUGGACACCAAGCAGCAUAGCAUCAAAGCUCCUCUCACAGCGUACAUCACUCUGGACAUGUUUGAACACAGGCGGCCAGCUGAAGGAAAGUAAACAGACAUGAACACACUCCUGAAUCCAGUGGACUUCUCAGUGUCUUUCCUGUACCUUUAUUCAUUCAGUUUUAAUGUCUCAUAUAGGCUACUGUGUUUUUGUGUUAGUGGUACUUUUAAAUAUACAUUUUGUAAUUGUACUUGAGUGACAAUUUGUAUGUGUAUUUGUAGAUUGUAAAGCUGGAUAGAUAUCCGUUUUUGCAUUAAGAUGGUUCUUUCAAUUUGACUUUUGCACUUGCAUCUGUUUAGACAAACUCAUAUAAAUAUCAAUCUAUACUGUUGUAAGUGGUAGAAUAUAUCUCAUCAAAUGUUUUAGUUUCUUGUCAAUGAGGACUGCUGUUGAAACAACUUAAGCAGUUCCCUUUCCGUCCACUACCAGUAUGCCGUUUGGUUUGGGGGAAGGGGUGUUGCAACAUCCCUUCCUGAGAACAGAAAGCGAGUGUGCCAAGACGGAAGAUGGAAAAUUUUCAGUAACAGGGUCAGAACAAUGUCUCUUGAGUCACUGGCUGGGUGGUAGCCUAGCGGAUAAGAGGUUGGGCAAGUAACCGAAAGGUUGCUGGUUCGAAUCCCCGAGCUGACUAGGUGAAA
Messenger RNA from Coregonus sp. 'balchen', 14237 nucleotides. NCBI's taxonomy places the organism in Eukaryota, Metazoa, Chordata, Actinopteri, Salmoniformes, Salmonidae. The record is from the annotation of a GenBank genome assembly.